Molecule: messenger RNA, 1452 nt
Organism: Volvox carteri f. nagariensis
Lineage: Eukaryota; Viridiplantae; Chlorophyta; Chlorophyceae; Chlamydomonadales; Volvocaceae
Exons: 5
Coding region: 220-1452 (410 amino acids)
Biological process (GO): siroheme biosynthetic process
Molecular function (GO): uroporphyrin-III C-methyltransferase activity
Source: RefSeq, a predicted model, not a curated record
AAUCGAUGUUUUUUAUAGUAGUGAACUAAAUAUUAAAUUUAUGAUAUACAUUAAAGGGUAGCUCGCAGACUGGCCUUGUGGCCUUCGCGCCGACACACAAAGUCCUCUAUCCUUCUUGGCUGUGACAGACCCGUGCAGGGCAAUUUACAUAGUUAUUUAUAUUUGAUUGUCUAUACUGCUUGUUAAUUUCAAACCAGCCGACGGCAUCACAUCGGAAGUAUGACAAACGCCAGCCUACAGCGGCCAACUCCCCUUACAGGCUGCGCAAAUGGUGAUGCCAGCACUAGCGGAAGGUCACACGCAGUAACUGCCUUCCAACAACGCCGCCGCCAAGUUCAUGCCAGGCAAGGAUGGGCAGCAUCUACAUUCCUCGUCUUUCGCAAUCGUGAAGCUCGCGCCACGGCCUUGGUGUGUCGGAGCAUAGCAGACGGCCACGACGUGAACCGCUUGAAAGACUGCAACGUGCCUGAACUGGAGACGUUCCUCCGGACAUAUCGAGAACGGAAUCAGACCCCUUCGUCAAGCCCCGGGGAGGUCUUCCUGGUGGGAACGGGACCCGGCGACCCGGGACUCCUAACGCUGCGCGCAGCCCAGCUAAUGGCCUCGGCCGAUGUCGUACUGUACGACCGCUUGGUUUCGGAUGAGAUUCUGCAGUUGGUAAACCCCGCCGCGCGGAUGGUGUAUGUGGGCAAGACGGCUGGCUACCACACACGGCGACAGGAGGAGAUUCACGAACUCCUGCUGGCCUUUGCGGAGGCGGGUGCACUGGUAGUCCGGCUCAAAGGCGGGGACCCCUAUGUGUUUGGUCGUGGUGGUGAGGAGGUGCAGUACCUGACUUCGCGGGGCAUCCGCGUGCAUUGCGUACCUGGCAUCACCGCAGCGGCAGGAAUUUGUGCAGAGUUGGGCAUUCCCCUGACGCAUCGCGGUGUGGCCACCUCUGCUCGCUUCCUCACGGGCCACUCGAGGGAGGGCAGCGAGGAGGCGCUGGAUGAGUCAGUGGCGCUGGCAGCGGAUCCCCACACCACCCUCAUUGUGUACAUGGGCCUCCAGACCCUGGCCAAGCUGACUCAGCAACUCCUAACCGCCGGCAUGUCGCCCGACACGCCUGCGGUUGCCGUGGAGCGCGGUACGACAGUCCACCGCCGCGUGGUGUACGGCACGGUAUCGGAGCUGCAUUCACUAGCUUCAGCUGCAGGUCUACGCACGCCCACUCUCAUUCUGUUGGGUCGUGUGGUGGGUUUGAGCCCGGGAUGGCAAGCUUGGAGUGAAGGCGGGCGCCCGUUGGAGUGGAACGAGGCUAGCAGCUACCCGCCCUUGAAGCUACAGUUGGGGGUGGACUUGACGCCGCCGGAGAAGGGCACUGGGGUGUCGGGGCUGGGGCGCGGAGAUGUGGCUGUGGGGGGGGCCGGGGUGGGCAGGGAAGCGGGGCAGAGGCCGUUGUUGGGGGUAUAG